GGGCAGAGCAUCACGAAUGAUAAGAGUGGGCAGAGCGUCAUGAAUGAUAAGUGUCGGCAGAGCGGCAUGUGGUUGAUUUUGCGUGGCCAAGAAUCCCAGAUCCACUGGGCUUCAGCUUCAGACGAUCCAUCGACAAUGGAGCUGCCUGACCUUGUUCUAAUGGCAGCUAGUAUCUUAGGCUUCAUUGCACUCUGUAAAACCCUCGUCAGGCUUGUGAGAUGGGCGUGGACGAUGUUCUUGAGACCUCCAAAGAAUCUGAAAGAAUAUGGCUCAUGGGCGCUCGUCACUGGCUCUACUGAUGGGAUUGGCAAAGCCAUGGCCUUUGAGUUGGCAUCAAAGGGUCUUAGCUUGGUGUUAGUGGGUCGAAACCCUUGUAAACUCGAGGCCGUGUCGAAUGAGAUACGGGAAAGGCAUGGCGAAGGAGUUGAAGUUAAAAAUAUUGUUAUAGACUUUGCAAAGCUUAGCGAGGAGGAGAUAGCAAGAAGGAUAGACGAAGGAAUAAAAGGGAUGGAUGUUGGUGUUUUGGUUAAUAAUGUGGGUUUGGCAUACCCUUACCCGAGGUUCUUUCAUGAGGUGAACUUAGAGUUGAUGGAGAGUGUUGGAAGAGUGAAUAUAGGUGGGACGACUUGGGUCACCAGAUCAGUGCUUCCAGGCAUGCUUAAGAAGAAAAAAGGGGCGAUUAUCAACAUUGGAUCCGCUUCUGUUUGGCUUCAAUCUUACCCUUUAGCCACCCUCUAUGCUGCUACCAAAGCGUACAUGGCAAUGUUCUCAAAAUCUAUCUCUAUGGAGUAUCGGCAGUAUGGAAUCGAUGUUCAGUGCCAGUUUCCAUUACUUGUGGCAACAAAGAUGACAUUGAUCAAGAGGUCUUCCUUACUCAUUCCAUCACCAGAGACAUUUAGCAAGGCAAGCAUACGGUGGUUUGGAUAUGAACAUGAAUGUACGCCCUAUUGGCCACAUUCUGUACAGUGGUACGUUUCAAGCCUACUGCCAAAUGCUCUAUUGGAUUGGUGUGUCCUCCGAUACUUUCUUGGAAUGCGAACGCGAGGACAAGCCAAGGAGCGGAAGAAAAGUAGGGUUAAUCAACAGGACCCAUGACUUGUGCAUUCCGUGCUUCUUGAAAUCGACGUUUGUAUUGAUUAUAUGGAAACAAAUGUCCAAAAUUGAUGGUUACUUCUAGGUUGUGCUAUCUUCUGUCUCCUUUGCAAUACUAUUAGAAGGUAAUGCUACUAAGAUGCCACAUUAGAGUAAUUAAAUGAUGAUGGAGAGUGCCGACUGCCGAAUACCUACAUUGUACUCUCCAAGAUGGGAGAAAUUCCACCACUGACUCCUUGAAUAAGAACCGUACCAUAAUUUAUUCUACACAACAACAUCUUUAUUGCUA
This is a messenger RNA of Vitis vinifera (wine grape), 1381 nucleotides long. RefSeq names its product very-long-chain 3-oxoacyl-CoA reductase 1. Gene Ontology annotation, molecular function: ketoreductase activity. The transcript has 3 exons. The record is from RefSeq and is a predicted model, not a curated record. Gene Ontology annotation, cellular component: endoplasmic reticulum. Lineage: Eukaryota; Viridiplantae; Streptophyta; Magnoliopsida; Vitales; Vitaceae. The coding region runs from base 40 to 1095 and encodes 351 amino acids.